Messenger RNA from Rana temporaria (common frog), 2358 nucleotides. It is a transcript of the gene RDH8, whose product is annotated as retinol dehydrogenase 8. Gene Ontology annotation, cellular component: cytoplasm. Gene Ontology annotation, biological process: estrogen biosynthetic process. Gene Ontology annotation, molecular function: estradiol 17-beta-dehydrogenase [NAD(P)+] activity. Bases 39 to 989 code for a protein of 316 amino acids. NCBI's taxonomy places the organism in Eukaryota, Metazoa, Chordata, Amphibia, Anura, Ranidae. The record is from RefSeq and is a predicted model, not a curated record. The transcript has 6 exons.
ACAGAGGAGGGUUGGCAGCUCAGACAGAACAAGGCACAAUGGCUAAUAACAGCAAGAAGACUGUCCUCAUAACCGGGUGCUCUUCGGGCAUCGGCCUCAAGAUUGCCGUCCAGCUGGCCAAGGACCCCGAGCAACGCUACCAUGUCUUCGCCACCAUGAGGGAUUUGCGGAAGAGUGGCAAGCUGGAGGAAGAAGCUGGACAGCAUCUCAAUAAAACACUGGAGAUCAGACAGCUGGAUGUGACCAGUGAAGACUCUGUGAAGAAGUGUCUGGCAGCCUUGCCUGGUCAGACGGUGGACAUUCUAGUGAACAACGCUGGUAUUGGACACAUUGGCCCCCUUGAAAGCCAUUCCAUGGAUGACAUGAGGAAGAUCUUUGAGACAAACUUUUUUGGGGUUGUGUACUUGGUCAGAGAGCUUCUACCAUCCAUGAAGAAGCGUGGAAGCGGCCAUAUUGUCGUGAUCAGCAGUGUUUUGGGGCUACAAGGUAUUGUAUUCAAUGACGUCUAUGCUGCCUCAAAGUUUGCAAUUGAAGGUUUCUGCGAAAGUCUGGCUGUUCAACUUUUAAAGUUUAAUAUCUUCAUUUCUAUGAUAGAGCCAGGCCCCGUCAACACAGAGUUUGAGAUGAAGCUGAUGGAGGAAGUAUCCAAGUCUGACUUUCCUGGAGCUGAUGCUGAAACUAUAAGAUACUUUAAAGAGGUCUACGUACCUGCUGCUCAUGAGAUCUUUAUUGCCUUGGGGCAGACACCAGAUGCUGUAGCAAAGGCCACAGUGAAAGUGAUAGGAAUGACACAACCAGUGUUCCGCCAUCAGACUAAUCCUCUGUAUACUCCACUCACUGCCAUGAAGUACGCUGACAACACCGGGAACUUGUCCGUCAGGUCCUACUACAACCUACUAUUCAAUUAUGGCUCAAUCUUCCACUUCAGCCUGAACCUUCUGAAAUGUAUCACCUGCAACUGCUUCCGCAGGAGGGUCAUGCCAGUCUGAAGCACAGGAGCAUCAAUGGUGAAGCUAGCUUGGACUUGGGCAGUGUCUUAUUUUUGGUCUUCCUAACAUGAGUGUGGGAAUUUCAGCACCAACAUUUUUCGCUCAAGAGUUGUUGGCACCAAAGCCUGAUUUUGUUGUCGAUCUGUAUUUGGCACUAAUUCUUACCCUGCAGAUAUUUGUCAUUGCAGUUAUCACACCCAAAAUCCUAAAAUGAAGUAGCCUACCCUGGCUGCAAAAAUUACUUUUAAAGCAAAAAAGUAUGACUUUCAUGAUGUUUUGGGCUGAUCUUCCUAUACUUAACAUAGCCUAACUGCCAAGCUAACCAUAAUGUUUCUGGCCAAAAUAGUGCCAGUCCUCAUCUCAACCUCUAACCCCUACAAUCAGUAUUAUUUUCAUUAUGACAUUCUCAUUGAAAUCUUAGCAUUACGGGGCGAAAAUACCUUACAUAAAAACAACCCAUGCCAUGACAUAUCACUGGUAAAACAUUGCCAGGGUGAUCAAAAGAUCAGCAUCAAAAUGUCAGUGGUAGCAUUUAUUACACCUGUGUGAUCUAAUAUGAAUGUGGCACCCCACCUCCUAACCACCAUGGUAGAGAGAUGGUGACUGCACACCAUCCUUGUGCAUGGAGAGGCUUCUGAGAACUCACAAUCUGAGCCAGUAUCAUAGGAAGUAGUAAAGAUUCCUGUUUGGGAAUACAGAUCAAAUAAUACAACUUGUGGAUUCUCAAACUGGGGAGAACCAAUGCCACAGAACAAAUGAAAUGCUAAUGUGUUGUAAAUAAUAUGUAGAAAUGAUGCAGCAAAUACCACAGCAGACUAGUGCAAACUCAAAAGGGAUACCUAGAAAUAAUAAUCACUAUACAUGAAACACAAAAAGCAAUGAAGGCCUCUUGAGCCCCCCUUAGGGAAAGAGAGCCUUGACUGUUGGGGGCAUGGCCAGGUACUGUACAAGGUGGUGGUCAUUUAAGGAUUGGUCAAUUUGGGGCAUUGGAUGGGAUGGGCCUGAGCUCGUGUAAAAGGAAUCGCCCCAGGGAAUUCUGGGUCUUUUGGAAACGUGCUGGGAAGAGCUGCCCACCCUCCCGCCCCUUUUUUCUUUGGUAUGUCGCAGCUUGCUGCGGUUUUCUUGACCUUGCCAGCAGAAAAUGGCUGUAAUGGGUCAUGCCCUUGUUGGAAAACUGGAAGUAGGCGGCCUGUCCAGCACUUAUGGUAAGGACAGGCCCCUCCCCCCUUUUUGGAAUUGUGUGCUCACAGUAAAACUGUGACUGGCACUGGUUAUGGAAUGUUCGAUGUUUAAAUGUUGAGUUUGCUUUAAAAAAGCUGUGGCCUUGCCCUUUCCAACUUAAAGGGGAGUUCCAGUCAGUUUUUAUGUU